This is a messenger RNA of Tupaia belangeri chinensis (Chinese tree shrew), 663 nucleotides long. RefSeq names its product cardiotrophin-2. The transcript is spliced from 3 exons. The record is from RefSeq and is a predicted model, not a curated record. Gene Ontology annotation, molecular function: cytokine activity. The coding region runs from base 1 to 663 and encodes 220 amino acids. Gene Ontology annotation, cellular component: extracellular region. Lineage: Eukaryota; Metazoa; Chordata; Mammalia; Scandentia; Tupaiidae. Gene Ontology annotation, biological process: cell surface receptor signaling pathway; positive regulation of tyrosine phosphorylation of STAT protein.
AUGCUUGAGAGGCCUGGAAGGAGCCUCAUGCAGGGAUCAAGGCACUCGGUGACAGCACCAGGAGCCUUCCCCCUCUGCCUGCUGACCCUGCUGGUGCCACCCCUCAGUCUGGCGGCCCCUAUCUCCCCAGCUGAACCCAUCAGUCAAGCCUACAGCCUGGCCCUCUACAUGCAAAAAAACACAUCAACGCUUCUGCAGACUUAUCUCCAGCACCAGGGCAGCCCAUUUAGUGAUCCCGGCUUCUCAGCCCCGGAGCUCCAGCUCAGCAGCCUGCCCGCUGCCGCUGUCUCCUUCAAGACCUGGCAUAAUCUAGACGAUGCAGAACGGCUGAGCCGUGCCCAGGGGGCCUUCUUGGCCUUGACCCAGCACCUCCAGCUCGUGGGAGAUGACCAGAGCGACCUGAAUCCUGGCAGCCCGAUUCUGCUGGACCAGCUUGGGGCUGCAAGACUUAGAGCCCAAGGCCUACUGGGUAACAUGGGUGUCAUCAUGUCUGCCUUGGGACUGCCCAUCCCCCCAGAAAAGGACACUCUUGGGUUUGUCCCCUUUGGGGCCUCAGCCUUCGAGAGGAAAUGUCGAGGAUAUGUAGUGACCCGGGAAUAUGGCCAUUGGACAGACCGAGCUGUGAGGGACUUGGCUCUGCUCAAGGCCAAAUAUCCAGCAUAG